GUGACGUAAAAUCUAGUGGACGGGACGGGAGGUUUCUUCAACAACCAUCUCGGUAACUCGUUAGCAAACAUGAAACAUUGAAGCUCUUUGGACUAAUUUAGUGUAUAUUAAUCACAGUGUUUUAAACGCACUGUAUAUGUAUGCACUAGUUACUCCGUUUAAGUUCAUAUUUACGUUAUCAGCUAUCUGGCUUGUUAAGUUAGCCCAGCAGUAGGCUAGUCGCUAAUGCUAAAUAGCCAGCUAGCUCACGUCCCUGAACAUGAGCUCACUAAACUACUCUUCCUCUGCUAAAGAAAACGAGGUUUGCUGGACGGAGAAAGAAACUCCAGGGCUGAACAUUUACGUGAAAGAAGAAGAAUUUACUGUAAAAGAAGAAGAAUUUACUGUAAAAGAAGAGGAUGUGGAGGAAGCUAUCACAGUGAAAGAAGAACAGGACGUUACAGUGAAGGAAGAGGAAGCUUUCAGAGUGAAAGAGGAGGAUGAACAGAAAGAGGAGGGUGCCGUGUUUGAAGUGAAAGAGGAGGAGGAGAUAAAUGUCACAUUGAACAAAGAGGAAGAACUUUUUCAAAUGAAGGAAGAGGGGGAGAUUACUGUCACAUUGGAGGAGGAGGAAGAAGACGAGACUGGAGUUCUGAUGAACACCAGAGAGAGACCAGACUCUCACACUGACAGCGGGAAAAGUCCUUCAGGGGAACCAGACCCAGAGACGUCUAAACCAGCAAGACGACACCACUGCUCCCAGUGUGGAAAGAGUUUUUCUAGGUUAGGAAGCCUGAAAUCACACGAAAGAAUACACACAGGAGAGAAGCCUUACCACUGCACUCAAUGUGGAAAUAGAUUUACCUCUUUAGGGACCCUGAAAGAUCACGUAAGAAAACAUACAGGAGAGAAGCCCCACCAAUGCUCCCAGUGUGAAAAGAGUUUCCCCCGGUUAUGGGACCUGAAAUCACACGAGAGGACACACACAGGAGAGAAGCCUUACCCCUGCUCCCAGUGUGGAAAGAGUUUUUCCACAUCAGGGUCCCUGAAAAACCAUGAGCAAACACAUUCCGUAGAAAAGAUUUUCCGCUGUUCACAUUGUGAAAAGAGUUUUAGGAAUUUACAGUACCUGAAAAGGCACGAGAAAAGACAUACGCGGGAGAAGACGUUUCACUGCUCCCACUGUGGAAUUAAAUUUACCUUGUUUCAGCAACUGAAAAAGCAUGAAAAAAUCCACAGCGGAGAGAAACGUUAUGAAUGCUCCCAGUGUGGGAAGAUAUUUACCCAGUUAGGGCACCUGAAAGACCACGAGGUAACACACACAGGGGAGAAGCCUUACCACUGCUCACAGUGUGGAAAGGAAUACAACACAUCAAAUGGACUUAAAGUUCAUGAGAGAACACACAUACUGCUCCCACACCUGUCUCAUAUUUUUGACUGAGAAAUUGUGCUUUUGUUUAUGCUACAUGAAAUCAAAUCGUAUAAAGCGCAUUCCAAAUUACAUUUGUAUGUUUUUUAUUUAAACACAUGAACUGAACAUGGUGUCUGUCAGUUGGAACGUAGAGUUUGAAUGUAGACCUGAUUUAAACUUUUUUAACCUCUGGCUGCGUAUGUCAGUUUAAAAGUAGAGUUUGAAUGUAGACCUGAUUUAAACUUUUUUAACCUCUGGCUGCGUAUGUCAGUUUAAAAGUAGAGUUUGUCUGUUUGAAUGUAGAUGCUCUGUGAUUAAAUUAUCAUUUUCA
Oncorhynchus tshawytscha (Chinook salmon) is the source of this 1721-nucleotide messenger RNA. RefSeq names its product zinc finger protein 501-like. Bases 260 to 1420 code for a protein of 386 amino acids. Gene Ontology annotation, molecular function: DNA-binding transcription factor activity; RNA polymerase II cis-regulatory region sequence-specific DNA binding. The record is from RefSeq and is a predicted model, not a curated record. NCBI's taxonomy places the organism in Eukaryota, Metazoa, Chordata, Actinopteri, Salmoniformes, Salmonidae. Gene Ontology annotation, biological process: regulation of transcription by RNA polymerase II. The transcript is spliced from 2 exons.